UGCCAAAAUCUAUCAUGACGGACAUUAUGGGUCCUUGAGGUCUAUUUGUUCCUUUAUAGUUCUUCCUUCCUAUACCCAACCUGUCCUACCGGAGGAACAAUAAUAGAAAAAGGUAGAAAACACUGAAGUGGCUCAACAGCUUCGCUAAAAAAGGGAUAUGGGCGUGUUCCCCCGUAGGGUUUUAGGUCUAAGCACAUGGCUGUGUCCAGAAGAUGAUAGGCGUGGCAAGAUAUCACCUGGAUAGACCAUUCCAGUAUUUUCCAUUGGGUUGAGCGUUUAUUUUAGAUUUUUAACUUGGCACACGAUAGAACAAGGCAGCACUUCCAUUAGGACAUAAGUCGAUUGGGACACCUGGCUUGUGGAAGGCCUAUUUUUGAAUUAAUUAGGUGUGUCUAUGGACAAGUGACAUGAUGCAAAAGGACUCUUUGUCUCACAAUUUCACCAAAUGAUAGGCAAUAAUCACAGGGUUCCAUCACCGAACCCAUAUUCCACUACCACGAGACCAUCCGAUAUUGGAGUUUUAUUGAACCAUGAGUAGGCACAAGUCAGUUUUAAAGUUUAUCAUCGUUACAACCUUGAUUCUUUUCUUGGCCUACUUCACCCUCACCCCUGCGUCUGUCAGGUAUUCGGAGGGGCUUGGAGGGACAAUUGUCCCAAUUUUCUCAGGGGGAAAGUUGAAGAUUGACAACACUAUAGAUGCCUCUCUGAAACUUUGGAACAGAACGGACGUCAAGACAUUUACGGAAUGGGGAGCACCUAUCAUCUGGGAGCGCAUUUUUGACCGUGAUGAAUGCGACCGGGAGCACAAGAAAAAACACUCCUCUGUGGCUCUGACUGUUUUCGCUGUAGGAAGGUAUCUAGACGCGUAUCUGGAGAACUUCCUCCUUUCUGCUGAGCUUCAUUUUAUGGUGGCUCUUCCUGUGACGUACUAUGUGUUCACGGACGCUCCUGCCAAAGUGCCCAAACUCCAGUUGGCUGAGGGGCGGAGGUUAAAUAUCAUAGAGGUUCAGAAGCAUUCUCGCUGGCAGGACAUCUCCAUGAUGCGCAUGAGGGCCAUCGCUGACGCCAUCAACGAUAUCCUCCACACGAGCAGUUACGUCUUCUGCUUCGAUGCGGACCAGCUGUUUGUCGGGAGGUUCGGCUCGGAGGCGCUGGGGGAGUCUGUGGCUCUGCUCCACGCCCACUUCUAUCGUUACCCCCGCGAUCUGUUCACCUACGACCGCAACCCCAACUCCACGGCCUACAUGAAGGCUGGAGCGGGCGACUUCUACUACCACGCUGCCGUGUUUGGGGGCACCUGGCAGAACGUCUUGGCGCUGACGGAAAGCUGUUACCGAACCAUCCUGGAGGACAAGAGCCGAGGGGUGGAGGCGCUGUGGCACGACGAGAGCCACCUGAACAAGUACCUGUGGCUCCACAAGCCCAGCAGGGUGCUGUCGCCAGAAUACUGCUGGGACCAGAGCCUCGGACACCCCAGCGACAUCCGGGUCAAGCGGCUGCUCUGGGCUGAGAAGCAGUACGAUAGGCUGAGGGACGCCCCCUAGGGGUUCAGGUGAUCCUGUGGGCUGCUUUGACGUAGCAUGGUGAGGGGGGAUUCAAGGUGUACCGGGAUGCAUCACAUGCAUCUCAUGCGUCUGUAAAAAGUCUCUUCAUAUCACAUUGCAUGCACUUGGCCAACUUGAAUGAGGGGAAUCUGAAGCGUUUCUUCUGUUUUUCACGUUAAGGCUUCUUUCCUUUAGGUAUAAUGGGUUUCUACAGCAGUGGCCUUGAUGCUUGAUGCUACCAAUAACACACUGUGUCUUUAACUUGUGUCUUCAACUUGUGUCUUUAACUUGUGUCUUCAACCUGUGUCUGUGUUUAACUUGUGGGUUCAACUUUGCCUAGCUGGCCCUCGGGUGGAUACUUUGAACCUGUCAGUACUAUCGAAAGGAAGGGAAACCUACGAUAAAAAUAUGUAAAACUAAGCACUUGAAGAAAUACUUAACACUAUUUAAAACAAUUUAUUUAAUGGUAGCUGUUUGAAAAAAUACGCCUCAUCAUCCACUACAAAGAACAUCAACAGAUUGACCUUUAGAAAGGUUCUCUUGGUUCAAAAUGUUUUUAGAACAAGCCUUUGUUUUACUGUUCUGUUUAUAAACUUCAACAUCUAGUUGUUUCUCUGAACAUUUCUAGAAGUACGGCCCGCCAAUUAUGACCAAAGAUGUUCCAGAUGUCAUCUGCACAAAUUAGUCGAGAUGCAUAGUUAGAAGGCAGUAGUCUUUACAAACCUGUUUCAUCUUGGAAUUAAAUGUCAGAUAAUUUAAUCUUCUUUCCUAAUAAAAUGUGACGCAAAAACUCAAUUUGAUAUAUUAUUAAUUGUGUUUAUAAAGAUUCUUAACAUAUA
Messenger RNA from Hypomesus transpacificus, 2383 nucleotides. Its product is annotated as alpha-1,3-galactosyltransferase 2-like. The coding region runs from base 531 to 1544 and encodes 337 amino acids. NCBI's taxonomy places the organism in Eukaryota, Metazoa, Chordata, Actinopteri, Osmeriformes, Osmeridae. Gene Ontology annotation, molecular function: hexosyltransferase activity. The record is from RefSeq and is a predicted model, not a curated record. Gene Ontology annotation, cellular component: membrane; vesicle; Golgi apparatus. The transcript has 5 exons. Gene Ontology annotation, biological process: carbohydrate metabolic process.